Molecule: messenger RNA, 510 nt
Organism: Monosiga brevicollis MX1
Lineage: Eukaryota; Choanoflagellata; Craspedida; Salpingoecidae
Exons: 2
Coding region: 1-510 (169 amino acids)
Molecular function (GO): protein binding
Source: RefSeq, a predicted model, not a curated record
AUGAGAGACAUACUGCAUGAAUGCAUCCUCCCACAGGAUGGCUGGACACCAUUGCACUGGGCCUGCAUUUGGGGUCAUGACAAGGUGGUGGAGAUGUUGUUGAAGCACGGUGCUGAUACCAAAGUCAAGAACGACGAUGACGAAACACCGCUGCACGAGGCCUGCAUUAGGGCUAGUGUCAAGGUGGUGGAGGUGCUGUUGAAGUACGGUGCUGAUACCAAAGCCAAGAACGACGUCAGUACAGUGUCUCCCUCUUCUCCCCUUCUGGCUGCUGCUCCUGCUCCCCGCUGCUCGUCGCCUUUGCCCCAUCUCUAUCUCUCUCUCUCUCUCUCUCUCUCUCUCUCUCUCUCUCUCUCUCUCUCUCUCUCUCUCUCUCUCUCUCUCUCUCUCUCUCUCUCUCUCUCUCUCUCUCUCUCUCUCUCUCUCUCUCUCUCUCUCCGCACGUUAUCGGUGCACCAUGUCCCCCCUGCUUUGUUCUGCUGUAUUUUCCGCCCGCUCCCCUUUUCUUGA